AUGACCAGUGUACCACCCCACCAAGACGCCUCGAGCGGCGAUACGGCUUUCGAUCAGACCCACGAGAAGCAUGUCGCCGAUAUGCCCACAUCGGAACAGCUGACUGAGGCGCCCGUAGCUGCGCAAGCUGAGAAUGAGGUGGAUAAUGUGACGGCGAAGACAGAUGGUUCGCCUUUGGAUCGCGCGCCCUCGCAGGCCGCAAAAAUGGGCAAGAAAAAGAUUAUAAUCGUGAUGGCGGCUUUAUGUUUGGCUGUGUUUUUAGCGGCUUUGGACAUGACAAUCAUUUCCACAGCCCUCCCCACCAUUGCUGCGCAGUUCGGUGCCACGGGCAGCGGUUUCUCAUGGAUUGCCUCAUCAUAUCUUCUGGCGAACGCCGCCUGUGUACCCCUGUGGGGCAAAAUAAGCGAUAUAUGGGGAAGAAAGCUUAUCAUUGUUUUCGCCAAUAUCCUCUUCCUGGUUGGCAGUCUGAUUUGCGCUUUGGCUCAUAACAUGGCCACUAUUAUCGCAGGUCGGGCUGUUCAAGGUGUUGGUGGUGGUGGCAUCCUUAUAUUGGCGUACAUCAGUGUCUCCGAUCUUUUCAGUUUGAGGGAUCGUCCGAUGUACUAUGGACUCUUUGGGGGAGUUUGGGCCGUCGCAGGUGCUCUGGGUCCUAUCAUUGGCGGAGCUUUUACUACAAGUGUAACUUGGCGCUGGUGCUUCUGGCUCAACCUCCCCAUUGGAGGUGUCUCGCUUGCCGUUGUCAUUCUUUUCCUUCACAUAGAUGCGCCAAAGACUCCCUUCUGGGAUGGCCUACGCAACAUUGAUUGGUUAGGAACAUUCCUGAUCAUUGGCGGAACCCUGAUGUUCCUCUUUGGAAUGGAGUUUGGAGGUGUCAACUAUCCCUGGGCCUCGGCUACCGUGAUUUGCCUGAUUGUGUUCGGCGUUGUCUCUUGGACCCUAGCGAUGGUCAUGGAAUGGAAGGUCGCUAAGUUCCCAAUCAUCCCUCCGCGACUGUUCAACAACUGGUACAACAUUCUCAUUCUACUCGUCUGCUUCUGCCACGGCUUUGUCUUCAUUGCCGCUACCUACUACCUCCCACUCUACUUCCAAACCGUCCUUCAGGCAAGCCCGAUUCUGAGCGGUGUGUAUAUGCUGCCUCUGGUCCUGUCUCUUGCAGUCGGCUCCGCGGGCACGGGCGUUGUCAUGAAGAAGACUGGUCGCUUCCGCGAGUUGAUCAUCGGAGGUAUGUUCAUGAUGACCCUUGGAUUUGGUCUAUUCAUCAACCUCAAGCCCUACGCCUCAUGGCCCCGUAUCGUCAUCUUCCAGCUGAUUACUGGUUUGGGUAUUGGCCCCAACUUCCAGGCCCCUCUAGUGGCCUUCCAGGCCAAUAUUCAUCCCAGCGACAUGGCUACGGCGACAGCCACUUUUGGCUUCGUCCGUCAGCUCGCCACUUCGAUUUCCAUUGUUCUGGGCACCGUCGUUUACCAAAAUAUCAUGUCCCAGCAGUCGGGGCAGCUUCUCGCCUCCCUGGGCCCUCAGAUCACCGCGACCCUUUCUGGUUCCUUUGCAGGUUCCUCUAAAGAACUCGUCAUGAGCCUCACCCCGUCCCAGCGUGACGUCGUCCUGGAGGCCUACACUUUUUCCCUUAGCCGCAUGUGGAUCUUCUACACUGCUUUUGGUGGUGUCGGUCUAAUCCUCGCUCUCUUCGUCCGUCGUCGCGAACUGAGCUCCGAACAUACUGUCCAGAAGACCGGUCUUGCUGAGCAAGAGCGUGCCCGUCAGGAGCGUCUCGACUCUGAGCGCAAGGCCCACUCGAAGCCCGAGGUCGAGGUCUAA
Messenger RNA from Penicillium bovifimosum, 1815 nucleotides. RefSeq names its product MDR family MFS transporter. Bases 1 to 1815 code for a protein of 604 amino acids. Gene Ontology annotation, biological process: transmembrane transport. The transcript is spliced from 4 exons. Gene Ontology annotation, molecular function: transmembrane transporter activity. NCBI's taxonomy places the organism in Eukaryota, Fungi, Ascomycota, Eurotiomycetes, Eurotiales, Aspergillaceae. The record is from RefSeq and is a predicted model, not a curated record.